AUGCUUGCUCAAUACACAGACUUUGGAUGUACAAGCCCUGAUCCAUACUGCAUUUUCAACAAUGUCAAUUUCGGCUAUGGCCUUCGUGAUUGUUCUAAUGGUGCUUGCGGCACUGAUGUCGCGAGUACUGUUAUAACCUUUGGGAGCGCAUACUGCUCCGCUGCUUCUGCUACCCACACGGGAACAGUAACAACUACGGGAGUGGCUGCUCUACCUUCCUGUGGCCAACUCUGCUUCAAUAAUAUGCUUGCUCAAUACUCGGCUUUAGGAUGUACCAGUCCUGAUCCAAAGUGCGUUUGCAGCAAUGUCAACUUUGGCUAUGGUCUUCGUGAUUGCUCUAAUGGUGCUUGCGGUACUGAUGUCGCGAGCACUGUUAUAGCCUUCGGGAGCUCGUACUGUGGGUCUGCGACUGCCUCGCAAACUGUUUCUCCUACGUCGACUGCUUGUCAGGUCGUUUCGGGAUUGGCCAGCCCAGUGCCUUCGGGUGCGAUUUGUGGAUCGAAGGGGACCUCAUUUGCCGCCACAGGCGCCGGAACUAUUAUUGGGUAUAGUGCUGGCAGCAGCUAUGUUGGAAGUCUUGCUGCCUGUAGCGCACAGUGCUUGGCAACAUCGUGCUGUACAAAUAUCUAUUUCAUCCAAGGCCAAUCUUGCAACUUGCACUAUGGAUCAGACGGUUUCCAUGCCAUUGGAAAUCCCCUAUAUGAUUUCUAUGAUGCCGCAUGUUUCACAUGUGGGAAGUUAAGCUGCAAUACAUAG
Molecule: messenger RNA, 756 nt
Organism: Pseudogymnoascus verrucosus
Lineage: Eukaryota; Fungi; Ascomycota; Leotiomycetes; Thelebolales; Thelebolaceae
Exons: 1
Coding region: 1-756 (251 amino acids)
Source: RefSeq, a predicted model, not a curated record